CUAAAAUGAAAGCAAUAAAUACACUUUCAUCGACAUGUUAUUUUGUUUUAUCAUUUUAAAUGAAAUUAUUUUUAUCCCAAAAUGGCCAGGUUCGAAAUUGUUGAAUGGGAAAGUCAUUUUCCAAUUUUCGUUACGUUGAUUGGGACGACCAGCAUUCACCACGCCAUAUGCUUAUGCUGCUCCAUUCUGGUAAACUACUUCUAACUUGGAAUUGGGGUAGAAAAUAGACGAAAUCCAAAGAUGCUCACCGGUGCACUCCAUCAUCAAAUCAUCUUUGAUUCCCUAAUUAAAAAGCAACCGCGUCCGACGUCCUCCUAAUUCCACGUCUUCGCCGUCCUCCACUCUUACCUUGCCUCUCUCGAAUUUCUCAGUUCAAGCAGGAAACCCCACUUCUCAUUACAACUCCUCUGCAUCGAUUUUUGAUUCGUCAGUCCCUUGGAGCGUAAGUUUUGACACCGUGCUGCGUAGUUUUGAUUGAUAAUGAGGAAGAUUCCGCCGAUUUGAUGUUCGAUGUGUGUUUUUGUGCAUUAUUGAAAUUGGGUUUUGUCUCUAGUCUAUAUGAUCAGUACUUAAAACACGGUUAUGGUGGCCUUUGCAUUGUUUGUGGGGUUCGUUGUUGGGGCAUUAGCUGUAAUCGGUGUUGAAGUUGUGGGAGUUUUGUUCUUGAUACACAAAUUGGGUAGAAAAACGAAGGAAGAUGCUGUUAAGGUCGCCGAAUCCGGAUCCUCUGAAAGAGAGGAACCCCAGUUUUCAUUUCCUGAUAAACAGGGUUGGGUUUGGAUUUUAGAAAAGGAAAAGAUCCCAAAGACUUUACCAUCAUUUGAUAAAGGAUCACGUUCACAAAAACGUAAAAAUGAGAUUGUGGAGGUUUCACCUGUGCGGAAGCAAGCAAGCAUCAAGGAUCUAUCACUCAUCCUUAUAGAACCAGAUGACACCCUCACGAAGAUUCCUCUUUCAGGCUGCACUGUAGAAGCCGUUUCUGCUACAAAUUUACCCACCAGAAAGUGGGCCAAAAAAUACCCUGUCAGAGUGGAAAACAAGUCAUCAGUACUAUACCAUGGAAGCAAGCUAUUCUACUUAUAUUUCGAGACAUCUUCUGAAAAGGAAUCAUGGUGUAAAGCCCUCAGACUUGCUUCAUGUGAUGACAAAGAGAAACUCAAAUGGUUUCACAAAUCGCUUUCAGACUUUCACAGUUACUUAGGAUCCAUAAAUGUUGAAUAUCCUUCAUUUCUAAAACCCUCCAUAGGUUUUAAUCCAGAAACAGGCGAUAAAACAGUCAAGAUAGAAACUUCAUCAUCAAAAUUUCGCCACUUAUUAAAAAAAUUUGCCAAAAAGACUUCUAAAGCUGGUAGAGAAGAUAAAAAAGAAAAAUCUAAUACAGUGCAAGAGUCGAGUUCAGUUGGUAGCUCUUCAAAACACUUUCAAACACAAAAGAAACCGAAUCAUUCCGCUGAAGAGGAAAUUGUUCAAGCAUUAUUAACACCAAGAUCUGAUACAGAUUCUACUUAUUCUAUUAAUAAAAUAGCUAGUGAUGAUGGAACAUUAUGUUGCAAUUUGCUAAUAUCACGGUUAUUUUUUGAUGCCAAAAGCAAUGCAGAUUUGAAGAGCUCUAUACAAGCACGAAUUCAGAGGACACUCUCUACUAUAAGGACCCCGAGUUACAUAGGGGAGAUAGUUUGCACAGGGGUAAAUCCUGGAAAUAUCCCGCCAUAUAUUCAUGGUAUGCGGGUCCUACCAUCAGAUUUGAAGGAAGUGGUUGCCAUGGAGAUUGAUAUUGAAUAUUAUGGUGGGGCAGUUUUGGAUAUUGAAACAAGGCUUGAAGUACAAGAGCUUGAAAAUCCAGAAACUAUGAAUUCAGAUUCCAAAUCUGUUAAGGAUGUCACUUCUGAUCUUCUAGAAGGUGUUGGGUACUAUGAAGAACAGUUGAAGCUUAAUCAACACAAGGGUGAUGAAAUACGCAAAUUGGAAGAGGUAAAAAGUUUUAAGGGAGAUGAACAAGCAUCUUCAAGUUCUGCUGUAUCCAAGUGGAAAUCUGUGUUAAAUUCUGUUGCGAAACAAGUGUCUCAGGUGCCUCUUUCAAUGGCAAUACGGGUAACAACUCUUAGAGGAACAUUAAGGGUGCAUAUAAAACCUCCUCCUUCAGAUCAAUUGUGGUUUGGUUUUACAUCAAUGCCUGAUAUAGAAUUUAGUUUGGAGUCUUCUGUUGGGGAUCACAAGAUUACAAGUGGACAUAUUGCAUUGUUCAUAAUCGGUAAAUUUAAGACAGCUAUUCGUGAAACCAUGGUACUCCCUAACUCUGAAAGUGUAACCAUUCCCUUUAUGUUAGCCGAAAAGAACGACUGGAUCCCACAAAAAGCCGCCCCUUUUAUAUUUGCCAAUCCUGAAUCCACCACCAACUCCACCACCACAACCACCACCACCACCACCAACACCACCACCACCACCACCACUACCACUACCACCACCACUACCGAACCCACUAUUGUACACGAACCUCAUCCCUGCCAACCUUCCCAAGAACCUCAUCCACAAGAACCACAAGAUGUCCAUAACACUAGCAAUCGUAGCUUAGAAAGCGUAUCUGAAACUGAUGAUCAACACUUGGGAGAAAAUGAAGAUCCUGUCACUGUAGAUGAGAAAACUCCAUUGUUGGAAAGUGAGGAACAUGGACAAGAAGAGGCGGAUCUUACUGUGUCACUCCGGUCGGUUGAUGAGAAGAGGGAAGUUAAAUUGCCAAGCUGGCAACUCCACCCAUUGCCACCUCAGCCAGUGGUGGUGACGAGUGAAGAAAGUAAUGACAUGGCGGAAGGGGAGGAUGCGAGGUUAAGAAGAAUGGGAACCCAAGGCCAAGAUGUUGGGGUUAAGGAAAAAGAUGGGGGAGAAACUUGA
Messenger RNA from Lactuca saligna, 2889 nucleotides. The record is from the annotation of a GenBank genome assembly. NCBI's taxonomy places the organism in Eukaryota, Viridiplantae, Streptophyta, Magnoliopsida, Asterales, Asteraceae.